AAAAAAUAGUAGGUCUGUUUAGGCCUAUCUUUUGCUUUGCAUUUUAUUUCUUUAAAUAAAAUGCAAGAAAACACUUUCACAAUUGUAAACAUUUUAGCCGAUUUGGAUUGGUUCAUUAAAUGACACAUUUUUCAAAGAGAUCUUUUGCAAGCCAUUCUUUGGAUCUCCCUGAUUUUGGCGCGGCUGGUUACAUUUGUUUGAAACCCAACACCCAACAUCAGACACACAGAGUACUUGUAGGUACAGGAGGCUGAACGUGAAAGUGUCUGUUGGUCUUUUGCUCUCACACUCAGAGGCUUUGACACUUCUGCUCAGAGCCUGUGUACUGGGCUUGACUUUUUCCUUUUUCUCUCUUUUUCCCCCUCUCUUUUUGUGAAUGGCGGCAGAGUUCCAGUUCUGGUUCUCUCCCAAUGAGUUGUUGCAGGGAUCAGCUGGCCCAUUCACAGACUGGGUCCAGUGACUCGUACAUCCUGCUAUAGCUCCUUCUGGCUGCAACCUGACUUUUUCUCCCUUUCCGCCCAUCCAUCUAUGUUCCUCUUCCCCUCUCGCUAUAACCUUGCCACUCGGUGAUGUCUGCAGUACGUCUGUUUCACAGAGCAAACUUGAGGAGGAAAAGAGUUGUACAUGGUGACGGUGGUGAUGUUUCUUUUCUCCUUUGUCAAGCGCUCAGGAGUCAAUGUUUGCAAGUCAAGGUUUUGUGGUGGAGCCAAUAUUUAGAAUUGAGAGAAAGUUCAGCUCUUUAAUUAUUUAUAGUGACAAGGCAUUACACUGUUUUGCACUAAAGGUGCUGUGUAUGAAACCUCUUGUUUAUGAUUCAAGUUCUUAAAAUGGCUUCAUUGAUGCAGAGCAGACCACAUCACACAUUCUUCAAGAGGGGUGAUGGGUGGCACAAACAGUUGAAAUUAACAGGGUUCUGCAAUUGUACUUCAGUUUUAGUUAUCGUGUGUUUUACUCGACUUCAAGUAAAAAAAAAAAAAGCAGUGAACAGUUAUCGUUGUUUUGUCACCCAAGCCGUGAUGCAAUAGCCUUUGACUUGUUUUUACACCACUUACAUUGAGUUUUUAUUUUUCUAUUUUGUUGUAUUGUUUGUUUUCUCUCAUCGUUUCACACCAGACACAAAAAAAACCCAUCAAGUUCAUUUGGAAAGUGAAAAUACAGAAAAACUGAGAUUUGAUCAUGUAAUUCAGACCUGCCUCAACAUGUUACGGAUUUGGUGAUAAUGAGUAUCCACCUCUUUGUGCAUAAAAAUAGACAUGCUAAUGACACAUUUAAGUCUCUCAUAUUCCACUUGCCGCUAUUCUCCAAACUCAUUGAACUUGAGGGACCUUAAACAUUUCUUGGGAGUGUAAAUAUGUGUGACAUAAACAUGUACACGCCUAAUUGGACCCUAUGUGGAGCCUUCAUUAUCUUAGCAUUAGCCGAAAGCACAUGAGUGUGAAUGAUAGGUGAAACACAUUGCUUUGGAGCAGAGCUAACUUGGCAGGUACAGGUGGAUUCAGCAGUAGGGAAGAACCCAAUUAGUUACUGUUAACAAUGGGUGUUACUGCUAUCAGUGUGGAUAUAAUCCUGAAGCUACAGCAUAAUCAAAAAACAGACAAGACGACCUCAGGACAUAUGCAAUCAAGAGAAACGGGGAAAACAAUACAUUAUCUUUCCCUAGAGACCAUUAUUUUAGCUUUAGCUGCUCCAUUUGCAUUCCAUUUUUCCCGAAAGACAAUUCUGGCCAGCGGUGCAUUAUACAUGAGGCACACUUUGGGAGGAUUCUGUGGUUCCAUUGCUUUGUUCAUGAAUAGAUACAUGUCCAUAAGGACAUUCUUUAUGUCUUAGACGCUUUUUGCCAACGGAGAGGAAUGGUUAAAGUGGCCAUCGUAGAAAAUCACCUUUUGCUUCCCUCUCCUCUCUGAUCCUGUCUUUAGCUCAAGUUCCCGACAAUGACGAGCAGUUUGUUCCAGACUUCCAGACUGAAAACUGUCAAUUGAAUCGCAAGAAAAGUCAACUGAAAUAUUUUCAGUUACUGAAACACAAAAUGUGGCAUUCCACGGACUGCAGCUGAAGAUCAAGAAGGAGCCCCACAGCCCGUGCUCCGAGCUGGGCUCCACCUGUAGCCAGGAGCGGCCCUUCAAACUCCACUAUGGGGAGAAGUGCCUGUACAACAUCAGUGCCUACGAGCAACAGAAGCACCCGCCAGGCAUGAAGCCCUCCAGCCCAGCGACGCCCCCCUGUAGCACCCCCGUCUCCCCACUGCACCAUGGCUCCCCCACAGGCGCCCCCACUCCAAAGCCAGACAGAACGUACCCCCACCUCCAGCCCUCACAGGCCCCCUCUGACAGCCCCUACUCAAUGGACCACAGAUUUCGCCGUCAGCUGUCGGAGCCCUGUCACUCGUUCCCCUCCCCACCAUCGAUGUCUCGGGACGGACGGCCAAUGUACCACAGACAAAUGUCUGAGCCCAAUAUACCGUUCCCCCCGCAAAGCUUCAAGCAGGAAUACGCCGACCCACUUUUUGAGCACCCAGCCAUGGUGGGGGCACCGAUCCCUCCUACGUACCCCCCCUCCAUGAUGAUCAAACAGGAGCCUAGAGAUUUCACCUAUGACUCAGCAGAAGUGCCUAGCUGCCAUUCUGUGUACCUGAGGCAGGACGGCUAUCUGGCUCACACCAACAGGACUGAAGGCUGCAUGUUCGAUAAAGUCACGAGACAUUUCUACGAUGACACCUGCGUGGUCCCCGAGAAGGUUGAAGGGGAUAUAAAGCAAGAGUCAGGCCUUUACCGCGAAGGUCCAACCUACCAGCGCCGAGGCUCUCUGCAGCUCUGGCAGUUCCUGGUGGCUCUUCUGGACGACCCAUCUAACUCUCACUUCAUUGCCUGGACCGGCCGGGGCAUGGAGUUUAAACUUAUCGAGCCGGAGGAGGUUGCACGCAGAUGGGGAAUCCAGAAGAAUCGUCCAGCUAUGAACUACGACAAACUCAGCCGGUCGUUACGUUAUUAUUAUGAGAAAGGCAUCAUGCAAAAGGUGGCAGGGGAGAGAUACGUAUACAAGUUUGUGUGUGACCCCGAGGCCCUGUUCUCCAUGGCAUUCCCCGACAACCAGCGGCCGGUGCUGAAGACAGAUGUGGAGCGACAGAUCAACGAGGAGGACACGGUUCCGCUGUCCCACUUUGACGAGAACAUGGCCUACGUGCAGGAGGCAGUGCCCUACUGUAACCCCCCACACCCGUACAGCGAGGGCUACGUUUAUUAACACAAGGCCCCCCCUCCACCACGCUGAACUGCAAUGUACUUCACUGCCGCAACGAGCGGGACAAAGACUUAGGCCUCCAGAGGACCCCGGUCUCACACAUCACCCCUUUUCUCUUUGGCUUUGUGACAUCCAAGUCGUACUGCAGGAUGUAGAGUGCACUUUAUGGACAGGGACGGACUGGCUGUGUGUUGAACCUGAGGGAGCUAGUAGCUACAUAUUUGGGUUGUUUGAGACGCUAAUGUUGAUAUUUAAGGGGGGAUUUUCUUUCCCAGCAUGCCGUCAUCACAUGAGACUGGACACCAAGGCCAGCGGUCAUGUAUGGACAUAUUCCGUGGAGGCAGGUGAGUCCUCAGAGCAUUGGAAAAAAAAAAACAGCCUAACCUUUUCCACAGUUGCAGGAAGCAUUCUCAAUAAUUUGUUUUGAUCCGUUUUGUUCAAUUGCCCUUUUAUUUCCAUCAUGUGUACUUUCUUACUAAUUUAAGUGAAUAAUACAGUGUAUAUGUAAUGACAUGCUUUUAAAAUACUUUUAUGGUGAAGUGACAUAAUUCUAGACUUGAAACAGUAAUGUAAUAAUAAAACUCUUAGUUGACAUCUACUUGCUGCCUUGUUACCAAUUUUAAACCUGCACCUCUGUCAGCCAAUACUGAGUGCCCCUGUUGAAAUUCGGACAAAAACAUAUGGAAACCAGAACAUCACCAGGACAUGAACAAUGCAAUCACAUUGAACCCAUAGCACAUGUUGUCAUUAUUAAGGCACACAUUUUAAUAAUCGAAUAGACAAAUAAUGCAGACAUUGUGUCAUUAUUAAUUUAGCUUUUAUAUUUUUGUGAAUAUCACACCAGCAGUAAACUUAGUGAAUUAAAUAGUAACAUUAAGAUUUCAUUCUCAUUUGUCCUAUGUUAGAUGACACAAUACCAAAUGUAUACUUUUUUGUAUAUCAAUAAUGUGUAUUCAUUACACCAUGUCAAAACGUAUCUGUAAUUUGAUAGCCACAUUGUUAUGAAUUUAUAAAACAAUCAUUAAUUGAAAAUCCUAUCCAGUGACAUAAAUUUCUUAUUUUAAAUUGACUGUAAAUUAAAUUUCAACCAUCAGUGAGGUUGCCAUCAGUGAGGUUGCAUUUUCAUUAAAAAAAAGGUAUGAGAAAUAUUUAGACUUUUAUAGUAUUACAAAGAUCCAUGUUAUAUCUGAACUAGUGUUUCCUUGUGUAAUCAGGUAAAUGCACAUUGGUUGCUGCUUCUAAUUGUAACUGUCAACUUAUAUUCGAAAAAUAAUGGCAGCUGCAGUCUGCAAUUUUGCUUUUUGUUUAAAUGUUUUGUUUGAUCACAUGUUUUUUUAUUCAUGAAUAAAAGUAAGUAGACACAUUAGAUUCCUGUUCAAAGUAUAUAGGAUAGGGAUGGGAUUGGCAAUAGUUAAAAUUUUGUAAUAAAAUAGCGCUGAAAAUAGGUCAAUGCCUGAUUUUCACCUGUGAAGAUUAUAUUUAUUUUCAGUAUAAUAUUUUAAGAUCUCUUGGUGUCUUAACAAGUAAACAUGUCUACAGAGGAUUUAAGCAUGUGCUUUUGGUCAAGCUACAGUACAUGUCUGGGGCAACUGCAGAAUUUUAAAAUUACAUGUUUGUGGUCAUUUCCACAGCACAUCUUGUUGCAUAAAAUUUUUUGUUUUAAAAAAACAUGUCACUCAGAGAGGAUAAAACCUAAUUCAUAGAUUCACUGACAGACACAUUUAGCCCAGUCUAACCAAGCCUGUGUGUGUCGUGUUAGUGAAGUGAAAUGGAGAAAAGGCACACGUCAAUUUCCAGGUUGGUAAGGAAGCCCCCUACUACAAAGCAUUUAGCCAAAGUGACACCUAAAGAAAAAUCAAUGUCUAAUUUGAGACAGUAUUGUUUUUCAGUGUUGGACAACUGUUUGUGUCUUUUAUUCCUAGUCUUAAAAGCUGGAGUGUCAGUAAUGAAAAAGUAACACUGCCUUAAAGUUAUUAUUGCCUUGUGUAAAGUGUCACUAUCUCUAAAAAAUCAAUGGCUAAUUUAAGGAGGGAUUGUUUAAUUGGUUUCACUGGGAAAAAAUGAAAACGGAUGUGUAAGUAAUGAAAAAAAACAUGGCUUGCCUUAAUUUGUCAGGCCAGGUUACAAGCAAACCCUAUUAAAGGUCCUACUCUUA
Molecule: messenger RNA, 5392 nt
Organism: Esox lucius (northern pike)
Lineage: Eukaryota; Metazoa; Chordata; Actinopteri; Esociformes; Esocidae
Gene: etv1
Product: ETS variant transcription factor 1
Exons: 10
Coding region: 2191-3240 (349 amino acids)
Biological process (GO): cell differentiation; regulation of transcription by RNA polymerase II
Cellular component (GO): nucleus
Molecular function (GO): DNA-binding transcription factor activity, RNA polymerase II-specific; sequence-specific DNA binding
Source: RefSeq, a predicted model, not a curated record